AUGGCACUAUGUCUAACAUCAUUACUAUCGAAUAUGACGACGUAUAAUUUUACAAAAAUCUGCAUGACACCGGAAAAUGGUUUCAACGCGUCCACAGACAACACAAGUGAUUGGCUCCAAGCAUGUGUUGCUAUCGGAGCGUUAGCCGUCUCACUACCGUAUACCUACCUUUUCCAACACUACACUAAGAAGUGGGUGUUUCUGUCGGCCGGAAUUAUUUCAGCAGGUUUGCCCACAUCUUAUCUUUUUAUGUCCACAGCUUUGGUGCCUUUAGCUCAUGAAUACGGCUUUAUGUACUUUCUGAUCGCACGGACAUUUCAGGGUGUCGCUUUCUCGGCAACAUUUCCGAUCAUUGGUGCUGUGACAGCCGAUUGGGCUGUACUCACUGAACAUGGGCUCUUCGUUGGACUUCUUACCGGGUGCACACAACUUAGUAAUAUGUUCACGAUGCCGGUGUCAGGUGCUCUGUGUUCAACGUCUUGGGGUUGGCAAUCGGUCUACUAUGUUCAUGCUGCUUUAUCAGUGUUUGCAUUCUGUUGUUGGGUACUUAUCUACAAAGAUCGCCCCGAUGAACACGUAUUGGUCAGCGCUGAAGAGUUAAGUCGUCUUCAGCAAGGAAAAUUGUCAAAGGUCAACUACGCUAACAAUGAUAUACCGUUUCGUGCCAUAUUAUCAUCGAAAACACUAUGGGGUGUCUGGAUUGCGGCUUUCGCGGAUUUGUUGGCUGUUCAGUUGGUCGCUAUGUUCAAUCCUCAGUAUUUGAACGAUUAUCUACACUACAAUGUGCUCAAGACUGAUAAAUUCAUAAGGAUUUUUUUUGUCCCAGAGCUAAGUCCCCACAUAUUAAGGUGUUUCGACGAAACAUGCAAACUUCGCGUUUACAACUCACUGGCCUUGGGAGCUUCAGCGAUAUUCUUCGCAAUUUUAGCGUUCAUUCCGCGUGAAAAUCGUGUCAUAGCUAUCGUUGUGCUCGUAUUCGCUGAAAGUCUGCUUGGCUUAAACACUGCUGGUUUUAACAAAUGUGCUACACUGCAUUCGCGUCAAUACGGACAUUUUGUUAUGACACAGAUAAUGAAUCUUUGGGCGUUGACGAUACUCCUGGAACCGUUUGUAGUACAUGCAAUUGUUGCUCAAAAUGAUUGGCGUAACUGCUUCCUGUGUCACUCAAUCGCUUUGCUCAUCUGCAACGCAAUAUUUUGCAUAUGGGCAGAUGCAAAACCAGCACCGUGGACUAAUGUGGAUCAUCGCGGAGAACGUUCAAAGGCUCAGCUGCUUAAGGAUGGAGCCGAAGAAGCCGCUCCUUCUAGAGAUUAA
Messenger RNA from Angiostrongylus costaricensis, 1314 nucleotides. The record is from the annotation of a GenBank genome assembly. Lineage: Eukaryota; Metazoa; Nematoda; Chromadorea; Rhabditida; Metastrongylidae.